Porites evermanni is the source of this 11296-nucleotide messenger RNA. The record is from the annotation of a GenBank genome assembly. Lineage: Eukaryota; Metazoa; Cnidaria; Anthozoa; Scleractinia; Poritidae.
CACGGUAAUGGCAGAGAACAACAAUCUUUUAGUAGCAAGAGCUCUUGGUAAGAGAUAAAAAUAGAUUUUAUAGCAUCUAAUAACAAUGAAUUUGAAUUUUAAGAUUGGCAUGUUUAGAAGACUUUUUAAUGGUGGAUUGAAUUGGCACAUUCAGUUCUCUUUGAACCGAGAACAAAUAAUAAUUAUUUCUUUCCAAAAAAUACGUGUAUUAUUAUUCUGUUUCUUCGGGCAUUGAACUUAAAUAUCUAUUACAAAUUCUACUGAUUUUGUUCAAAAUACACACUUUUGAUGAUUUUUAGCCUAUAAGACCUCAGAAUGCAAGGCCAAUUACACACAUUCUUCAAACAAGCUGACUCGUUUGGCUCGUUUGCCCUGUCAUAUCAUACAAGCAAGUCCUCCGCUGCCGAACUGGACAGCUAUCACACACAUUCUCUCCUCGUUAUUUGUAUUCACUGACCUGAGCCCAAUGAGUCACCACUCAAGUUUAUACCCACCAUUCAAACGCUCAUCAUUCAAACAAUUCAUCCCUUGUUCUUGUCACUCGCCGAGAAGCCACCAAAUCUAAGCGCCCAGAAUGGCCCCAUAUCGUGUGUACAUGUAGUUACUCUCUUUUUAACAUUUCUUUCUAGCUUCCUCAGUGAAAACACUCUUAGGACCAAAUAACAGGUAAAUACUUCAUUAAUUCUUACUUAAGGUAUUAAUUGUGUGACUACAUAGCUACUCAAAGCUUAACCUCUUCCAUGUGCUCAGUUAUUGGGAACAGCUCAAAGAACACAGAGCAGAAAAAAUGGGAAACUACUCGUUGGGAAGAAAAAUAAAACAUUCUCCCAUGCCAGUCAAAAUGUUUUACAAUAGUAGGCAGGAUAACCACAGAAGCAGGCAGCAGACCUAAAUUUGUGUGGUUGUUAUUUAAUAUUACUAAACUGGAGUGUUGAUUAGACGGCAAAUCAAGACUGUGCUUUAAGGAAAAUUGAAGGGAGUCCAGUGCUCUGAAACUGUAAAAUCUAGGGUGCCUAGCCUAUGAUUUGUAUGAAAAAACUAAGAUUUCCUAGAGAGCAAAAGUUAGGUGCCAGGGGCCACCGGGCUCUGCUAGAGCACAGCCCUGCAAAUGUUCCAGUGUUCCAGUGGCUGAUGGCUCAUUUUGACUGGGCUGCUCUCCUAGAUCUCUUUCUCUUUCUUUCCUCCCUUUGCUACUCAUUUUGUGCCCAUCUCCACUAUCAGAAUACCUGGUAGAUACCUAAAGCAUGUUGGACAAUAGUGCGUGACAUGAUAUUGCCCUGAGGAGACUCAAAAUGAUGAUGAUGAUGAUGAUGAUGAUGAUGAUGAUGAAGCUAUAAACUGAUCAAAAAAGGAGGUGCUCAGUUAAUUAGAGCCAAGUGGUCAGAGUGCUGGCAAACUGGAGGUCCAAAGUUUAAUAUCCUUCUAGACUGAUACUGGCCGAUGGUUUGUGUCCUGCCAGUUGGGAUUCUUAAACUUGGUGUGUUUCAUUUGAAAUAUUUGUCUCAGUUAUGUGCUCCUAGUGGCUCCUAUGCUGCUUCCUCUUUUCUGUUUAUCUGUCUUGUGUUUCUGUCUUUAAUCUGCCAUUUGUUUUUUUUAAAUUUGCUGAUGAAAUCAAUCAGUAAUCAUAAAGAUUAGAGAAAAAUGAAUUCUCAAGUGUGAGCCUUGAGUCAGAAUCCUAGUGCCUCUUUUUUGUGGGAUUUUAAGAUGCACAACAACUGAUCAGUAAUUAAAUUUUCAGACCCUGUGCCCCCAUGGUCUGCCCAUCCUAAAUCAGGAGCAAUUCCUUUUCUUUCCAGUUCUAAAUACUGUACUGACAGUGAUGGCAAUACUGUUAUCUGUAGCAGUGCAUCCAAGCUUUUGCAGCUUAUUGAUGUCCAGGUUGGAAGUUUAUCUGUUUUUUAAUAUUAGAUUAAUACCUUCAGACAUGCCUUCAUUUCAAAACUUUUUCAAAUUUCUGGUACAUGAUGUAUAUACUGUCUCUAUGGGAGGAGUAUAAUACAAGUAAAUACCAACAUUAUUCAGUGAACUCUCUCAAGCAAACAUAUAACUGAGUAUGUAAAGCAUUACAUAGCUUUCAUUUUUUAAAGUGAAUUCUACAAGUGAGAGUGGUAUAUUUUCUAGGUUUUACCCUUUUUUUUCCCAGUUUUUGAAGAAAGUUUGACUCCUCCACAAAUGUUGGAGCCAUUUUACAAAAACUAAGGUCACUUUAUACCACCCAAAUUAAGUGUGUACCUGUUACCCCUUAGAGAUAUAAUCAGGGGCAAAGAAAGUCAGUUUUACAGCUUGCCAUUUGGGCAAGCUGUAGCUAGUGGGUACUAGCCCACAAGUCAUUUCAACCAGCCCCAAAGCCUUUUUUGAUUAGCAGGAUUGAUUACAAACCUUCUGUAAUUUGAAUUUCCCCCCAAAACACCACUUGCCUGCCGGGCAAGUUAAGAACAAAAAUCACAAGCCCGAUAGCAAAAUCCACUAACCCCGGGCUAUCAGACACAACUUUCUUUGCACGCUGUAUAAUACUAACCAGAGAUCAGAAGCUAACACCAAAAUGGUGACAAAAUUCAAACACACACACACACAUUUUGAAAAAAGUUCAACAAUGGAGAAACUUCAUUUCAUAUUUGAAAAUUUUCUUACAAGACUGCCAAUACUUUUGAUUUUUUAUCUCUUCACUAGAUUUUUAACCUAAUAUAUUAUAAGAAUUUUGGCGGGCAGGGAAAACAUUUUUCUUGACCAGUGAACAUUUCUUAGCUCUAAGCUGGAGUCAUAAUGCCCUCUUGCAGAAAUUCCUUGGAGUCAUGGGUGGAUUUUUUGGCAUAAAAAUGCCAAAAUUGUAAACCCUGCCUUUCUAAGGCAGAGAGUAAUGAAGUUGUCUUUUUUUAAAGUGUUCUCUUUAGUUCAGGAGGCUGUUUAUAAUAUCAAUUUGGUUAUCAUCUUGGUUUUAGCAUCCAGCUGGGUUUGUUAUCAAUGAUGCUUGCCAGGGUCAGUAUAAGAAGUAUGGAAGAAACUGUAAGACUCUUGUCUGUAUGGCUGGCUUCUGGAGUAAGGCUGCACAAGACUUGCAAGAUCAGGUGACGGACUGAAAAUAAACAAUGGCAAAAUAACUAUCUGUUUUAGUGUUUUAAAUGUACAGUUAGGCAUUUACUGUAUCGGUGUUAAUGUGGAAGGGAAAUAAAGCAGUUCUAAGGAGUAAAGGAAAAAACAAAUCAAAACAUAAAAACCCCAAAGAAACAAAAGGAUAACAAUGUAUUUUUAACAUAACAGGAAGAGGAGCUUUAAGAGGAAAUGUGUUUUAAACUUAAGACAAACAUUAGUUACUGAAAUAAGGUUUUGAUAAAGGCUCUACUCUCCCGUCCUCAUUCUAUUAUUGUUUAAAACCAAGAAAGUAACUGAGAAGGAAGGAAUAAAAGAAAAGGAAAUUGGGACUGGGAAGUUAAACCCAUGCACCAUUUCCACUGUGGUUUGUAGGGUGCAAUCAUCAAAGCCUUAUUUUUCUGUUGAUGUUGCGGUUAUUGUAUUUUUGAAUAUUGAUUUUAUUGCAACUUUGUAUGUAAAUUGAUUCUGUAAUAAUAUAUAUUUUUUGCCGCAGCAGGGUGCUAGCAUGUGCUAGCCCACAAGUCAUUUCAACUAGCCCCCAAACCCUUUUUGAUUAGCAGGAUUGAUUACAAUCCUUCUGUAGUUUGAAUUUCCCCAAAAAACAGCACUUGCCCGUCGGGUAAGUUACAAAUGAAAAUCACUGUCUGACAUGAUAGUCAAUUGCAUAUUGAUCGUAAUGUUUCAACUGUGUACUGCAUGUCUUCAUCAGGCAAUAGUGUUGACUUACUGAGUGGAACUAUUUGCACCACUGUGGUUGUUAGUGACUGGUAUAUCAUAAACCUCAUUCAAGGUUGGUUUACUUCAAUUUGAAGCAGUGUUGGUAUUAUUAGAAGAGGAAACUGUUCCCUGUGCGGUUCUAAGUGACUAUCACAAGACAGAAGAUAAUAAUGAAACCCUUCACUAGUCUCAUAAAUUAUAUUACCACUCUGGAAUGAGUGCAAACACUUACUAUUAGAGUAAAUAUAGAAAGUGUAUCAUUUUAAUGUAGUUAAUAUAAGUGACAAUAAAUUGCCUGAAGACAGUGACCAUACCUGCUGGUGCUGUUCUAGCUUUAACUGUAUUAUGAAGAUGUCCAGGACCAUAUAGAUAGUAACACCGUUUUUCAAAUGCUUUCACCAUUUUUUUCACAACUUCAUCAAAAAACACAGUGGAAAGCUUAGAAUGGAGGAUUGAUCGAAACUCAAACUCUAUCUGUAGAGGAAUGAACCAGACAUUUCAUUAGACAGGAUUCCACCCAUACAAAGCUGUGUAUUCACAUCAAAAUGAAUAUGUCAAAUAACAUAGCAAACUUUCUUGAGGAUGCAUGCUUGUACCCCAGUACCUGUGUCACAACAAGUGGUUUACAGACAAGACUUCCAAUAAACAGAACUAGAUUAGGGCUGAGGACCAACUAAAAUAAUAUCAAAGUUUUAUAAACAGAGCGAAAAGUGUUAAAACCUGUAUUAUUCAAAUUCAAUCACGAUCAGUUCAUAAUUGUAAAGGGCAAGACAUAAGAACAAUACCUUUCAUUGAUUUCGUGAUUUUCAUGCUUUGAUCCUAGUUACUAGCAUAGUAACAAUGUUUACCUGAUUUUCUAUUGGUUUUGUAAUGAGAUAUUUCGGCGUCCCCAUGCGGGUAUAAAAGCGCGCGUUAACGUCCUUUUGGUCAGGAAAAGUCAAGUAGGAUUCGCAUUGUGACAUCGUUUUUGUGAUUUUGUCUUAACCUUUGGUACAAGCGGGACCGAUAUGUAAGUGAUUUCUUUUGUUAUAUUGUUUAGUUUCGUUCUUUAGCCAGUGGGCAAAAGUACACAAAUGUUACUGUACAAGUAUACAGAUUUAAGUUUAAUUGAUUUAUAAUUGUUUCAUGAGCGAAAAGCGGAUUUGAACGCCUGUUAGAGCAACGCCCACACUUUUGCUUUAUAGUGCAAGGAUUAAGAUCAGAUUUAUGGAAUUAUUGUCUAAUUUCAGUUAUGUAGCCUUUAAUUAGAUUUUACCGUCUUGUUAUCGACCUAAUCGUUAUAGAAUCGCUUUAUUACCGUUUUCAAGCUUUAGUUUGUUGAUUACGCGUUAUUUGUCUUAGUAUCGCCCUUUUGCCAAAUUGAUAGAGAUUUUUGUAUUGUUAUUUCAGUUUAUGGUCAAUCUUUGGUCUAUAGAUUUUGGGCUUUGGAAUUUGGAAUUAAAUCACCGUUAACCGUCACCUUUGGUUUUCCGUGGUUUUCUUGUUUUUCCGACCCGUAAAAUAGUCCCUAAUCUAACCAGGUGCGACUCACCCCUGGAAGUUUCGUUUCUCGUUUGUUUAUUUGGGUCGUCACCAGCCACAAUCAUGAUGGCCCAUUUGUAAUUAAAACAGUCUUGCUGCAGAAAGAUAUUGUCUGAGGGAUUUCAUUUUGGUAUUGUGCUUACUAUUUCUUACUUAGAGAGUCAGUUGUGUCAUUUAACAUAGCAUAUUGUACGUUUUAAGUCAUGCGGAACCUAAUUGAUGGUUCUUUUGCAUGGUAUUUGUAAACUUUUUUAAAACAAAAAAUAAGGGGAAAUGUUGUAUCAUCAAAAGUACAAAAAAAAAAUCAAUUGAGCAUUUACUUACAUAAAAGUCCAAUGUACAAGUGUUUGGGUUUCCUGGAUAGCCGGGACUAAACUUCCAAAUUGUCUUCAUAUAAUUAAACAUUUCUCCAUCAGUGCACUCAGCCUACAGUGUAAUCAAGAGCAACAAUAUUUGCUGAGCAAGUAACAUCUCCAAGAAAGAAGCCGUGAUAAUAAUAAUUAAUAUCAUGAUUAUUAUUUAAUUAUUAUUAUUUGUUGUGAUAAUAAUAAUUAUUAUCACAACAAAUGGCAUCAACCAUUGGCUAUUAAAUUUUUAAUUUUAUUGAAGUGACCAAUGUUUGUUUCCUAUAUUGAUAAAAGCAGUCUCUCUUUUUUCUUAGUUCAUCCAGCAAAAUGCACAAGACAUGCAAAUGAACAUGCACACGACUGAAGGUGUGAGACGGCUGGGAGAGGCAUGAAGAAGAGCUUAUUUCUUCGUGGGCUGCUUCCCUCGUUUCUCGUGUGGCCGUGCACUCCCAUUACUAAAUCUGAAGAAAAAAAAGGACUGCUCGCAGUCUACUAUAAUGAACACAUUCAUUCUCCCUUGACAGGAAUAUUAUUAAAAAAAGCCUAGGCCACUUUUUUCAAAGGGUAAUUAGCAUCCAGUGUGUUCUAUGAGCACUCUUCUGGACUGUUACUACAGUUAACCCAACAUCAAAAGUUAACCAGUUUUAGUAAAACUCAGCUCUGUUUUGUCUGUUAAAGCUGACUGAUACCUUCACUAAGUUUGGUGGAACAAGCGUAACAGAUGAGCUGUAUUUUUCCACCACAGGUGGGAAACCAACUGCUAACUUUGCUUUUAGAUGACCUGGCUUUCUGAUCAAAAUAACUGAGUCCCUGCACCAUGGAACAAAGUGCUUAUAAUCUUCAACAUCAGAAACAACUGCAUACAUGUCCUCCAUUGAAUAACUGAAAAUUACAAUAUAAAAUACAUCGGAAAAAUGAAAAGCUGGGGUAUAAACUGAUCUUAGGGUUGAAAUGAUUUCAAACUAGCUUAGGGUACCUUAAUUUUCAUCAGCCAUUAAAGGAAAAAAAAAUCAUGGAGCUGCGACUUUUGCUUUUGCUGGUUCUAAAAUCUGGGGAAAAAUUUCCUCUAAAUUAAAAAAACUCCCUUAUAAUAGCUUCUACAAGCAAUACAAACUGUACCUUUUAACUACCCAAUGAGUAAUUUGAUUUCUCUGCCCUCACUAUCAAUUCUAAUUUCCAUUGUUUUUUAAUAAAGUUGUAAGUAUAACUUUAUGCACUUUUAAUUUUCCCAUCUCUAUUAUGUGUUAAAUGACUACACCAGUGAGUUGGACGUGGCAGCGACCAAUCUCGAAAGCCUAAGCUCCUUUGGUCACAGCGCACAUUUCACCUUUGAUGAUUUAUGGAAAUUUUCAAGUUGUUUUAUUUUACUUUUGUAAUGUAUUAUAUUUUUGUGGUAGUAAACUCUUGAAAUAGUGCAAUAAAUAAAAAAUCUGAAUCCGAUCUGGAUCAUGAUCAGUAAUCCACGAGCAGCACUCAGAUUACAGCACAUUGUCGAAAAAAAAGUUCAUCAGUAAUUCGAAUGAAAUACUCGAUUUUUUCUUCAAACUUUGCUCUAAGUCAUGAAAUUUAAUACCAAAUGUCUUUGCCAGAGCAGAUGAAAACCCUUUUUGGUUUCCAGAUUGAAUUAGAAUUAUACUGGUUCUUGAGAAGAGGGAAAAACUGUAUCACCCAGAGAAAAACCUCUUGGAGCAGAGCAGAUGACCAACAAAAAAAUCAAACCACAUAUGGCAUGAGGGAUGGGAAAUGAAGGCACAAAGAGAGAAAGCUGAGUGCUCCCAACAGUGCCCUAUCCCAUUUGAGUCUUUCUUGGAAUCAUGAAAGGUAAACUAAGGUAACUGGUUGUUGUACCUAUGUGUCGUUGUGCUAAUGCCCCAUUUGCUAAUAGGGCGAGUCAUUUCUCUUAAGAAAUGAAAUGAGGGCUACAAAAUAAUGUUUGUAGGUCGUUCCUUCAGCCAUGACAAAAAGAAGUCUAAUACACGUCAUAGUCAGGGAAGGACCUAACAUCUUAACGAACAUUCAAGACGUUAGGGAACAGGGUGCUGGUAGCCUGUGUAGCUGGCGGAAUUGUUCGUCCAGUAAGAUUUUGGUGAUGAACCUGUUAUUCCAAGAAGUGAUCACCAAAUGAGCAAGAAAUUCCUUCAAAGUGUCUCUUCCCCAUUCUUUGCACAGAUUCACAACUCCUCUGCUCCAACAUGGGCCAAUGUGAUGAUCCUGCCAGGUACGCAGGCUUGGGCACCAGUGAAAUGACUUGUAGGUGAAACAACCAUGAAUCAUUACAAAAUUGCAUUAUCAGUACAUGCAGUAGUUAAGUGUAACUGCUGUAAAAUAGGAAGUAUUGUAACCUGAUGUAAGUCAUUUUUAAAAGUAGCUUAUCAUAUGGGAAAUCAAAGAUGUAAACAAAACAAUAGGGUCAUACACUUAUAUCCUCUCAAUGUCUGACAGCCUACAUUAGCAGAUUAGUCACCAUAUUGUAAUGCCGUGACUGCUUAUGACUCAACAGAAACAAUCACAACAAACUACUGAAGGUCCAAAGCUCACCCGAGUGUCCGCCUUUCUGAAUACUUUUUUCUUCGCGAGUUCGAAGCACUGAGGGGAUUCGGAAUGAAAGAUCCUAAUAAAGUUCUCUUUGGUAUCACGCAUAUGCUUUGACUUUUAGAUUCCAGAGUGCUUUGGUUCUUUUUCUUUGAAACAGCGUCGAAGCCGGGUGAAAGCCGACAGCAACAUAAUCCUAAGCACCUGGGGAAAAAGUUUUUGGAAUCAUUUAUAGCGUGUAAACAAAACAAAAAAAAUCAAAAUCAAAAUAGAUAUUAGUCUCAUAAUUUACAGAAAACAUUCAAAUACCUUUUAGCUUGCCAGAUUGCAAAAGACUGUCGUAAAAGCGGUAACGUUUUCGCUUGUACUCUCACGGUGGCCAUUUUGAACAAAUAAUUGACCGAUCGAUAAUAUUUCGUCAUUUGAGUUAAUUACAUCUGGCCAGGCUACCAAGCCAAAACAUGGCGGACAGAGAAACACUUUUUUGAAGUACUGCAAUGGCACAGAACAACAAUCUUUUAGUAGCAAGAGCUCUUGGUAAGAGAAAAAAUUCGAUUUCAUAGCAUCUAACAAUAAUGGAUUUGAAUUUUAAGACUGGCCUGUCUAGAAGACUUUUUAAUGGUGGAUUGAAUUGGCAGAUUCAGUUCUCUUUGAACCGAGAACAAAUAAUAAUUAUUUAUUUCCAAAAAGUACGUGUAUUAUUAUAAUUCUUGUUUUUCUUCAGGCAUUGGACUUAAAUAUCUAUUAUAAGUUCUACUGAUUUUGUUCAAAAUACACACUUUCGAUGAUUUUUAGCCUAUAAAACCUCAGAAUGCAAGGCCAAUUACACACAUUCUUCAAACAAGCUGGCUCGUUUGGCUUGUUUGCCCUGUCAUAUCAUACAAGCAAGUCCUCCGCUGCCGAACUGGACAAGCUAUCACAUACAUUCUCUCCUCGUUAUUUGUAUUCACUGACCUGAGCCCAAUGAGUCACCACUCAAGUUUAUAUCCACCAACGCUCAUCAUUCAAACAAUUCAUCCCUUGUUCUUGUCACUCGCCGAGAAGCCACCAAAUCUAAGCGCCCAGAAUGGCCCCAUAUCGUGUGUAGUUACUCUCUUUUUAACAUUUCUUUCUAGCUUCCUCAGUGAAAACACUCUUAGGACCAAAUAACAGGUAAAUACUUCAUUAAUUCUUACUGAAAGGUAUUAAUAAUUAUUGUGUGACUACAUAGCUAGUCAAAGCUUAACCUCUUCCAUGUGCUCAGUUAUUGGGAAACUACUCGUUGGGAAGAAAAAUAAAACAUUCUCCAACGCCAGUCAAAAUGUUUUACAGUAGUAGGCAGGAUAACCACAGAAGCAGGCAGCAAACCUACAUUUGUGUGGUUGUUAUUUAAUAUUACUAAACUGGGGUGUUGAUUAGACGGCAAUGAAAUAUUCCAGUGAAAACAUCAAAAUUACCAGCUGAUGGCUCAUUUUGACUGGGCUGCUCUCCUAGAUCUCUUUCUCUUUCUUUCCUCCCUGUGCUACUCAUUUUGUGCCCGUCUCCACUAUCAGAAUACCUUAUAGAUACCUGAAACCUGUUGGACAAUAGUGUGUGACAUGAUAUUGCCCGAGGAGACUCAAAAUGUUGAUGAUGAUGAUGAUGAUGAAGCUAUAAACUGAUUAAAAAAGGAGGUGCUCAGGUAAUUAGAGCCAAGUGGUCAGAGUGCUGGCAAUCUGGAGGUCCAAAGUUUAAUAUCCAUCCAGACCGAUACUGGCCAAUGGUUUGUGUCCUGCCAGUUGGGAUUCUUAAACUUGGUGUGUUUCAUUUGAAAUAUUUGUCUCAGUUAUGUGCUCCUAGUGGCUUCUAUGCUGCUUCCUCUUUUCUGUUUAUCUGUCUUGUGUUUCUGUCUUUAAUCUGCCAUUUUUUUUUAAAUUUGCUGAUGAAAUAAAUCAGUGAUCAUGAAGAUUAGAAAAAAAUGAAUUCUAAAGUGUGAGCCUUGAGUCAGAAUCCUAGUGCCUCUUUUUUGUGGGAUUUUAAGAUGCACAACAACUGAUCAGUGAUUAAAUUUUCAAACCUGUGUCCCCAUGGUCUGCCUGUCCUAAAUCAGAGGCAAUUCCUUUUCUUUCCAGUUCUAAAUGUUGUACUGAUGGUGAUGACAAUGCUGUUAUUUGCAGCAGCGCAUCCAAGCUUUUGCAGCUUUUUGACAUCCAGGUUGGAACUUCAAUAUCUGUUUUUUUUAAUAUUAGAUUAAUACCUUCAGACAUGCCUUCAUUUCAAAACUUUUUCAAAUUUCUGCUGCAUGAUGUAUAUACUGUCUUUAUGGGAGGAGUAUAAUACAAGUAAAUACCAACAUUAUUCAAUGAACUCUCUCAAGCAAACAUAUAACUGAGUAUGUAAAGCAUUAGAGAGUGAAUUUCUUUCAAUUCUCUACAAGUCAAUUCUACACGUGAGACUGGUAUAUUUUCUAGGUUUUACCCUUUUUUCCUUUUUGAACAAAGUUUGACUCCUCUACAAAUGUUGGAGUCAUUUUACAAAAACUAAGGUCACUUCAGACCACCCAACUUACGUUUGUAACUCUUACCCCUUAGAGAUAUAAAUGCUAACCAGAGAUCAGGAGCUAACACCAAAAUGGUGACAAUAGAACACAAACACACACACAUACAUACACAUUGAAAAAAAGUUCAACAGUGGAGAAACUUCAUUUCACAUUUAGAAAUUUUCUUACAAGACUGCUAUUAUUUUUUAUUUUUUACCCCUUCACUAGAUUUUUAACCUAAUAUUAAGAAUUUGGCAGGCAGGAAAAACAUUUUUCUUGACCACUGAACAUUUCUUAGCUCUAUGCGGUAGUCAUAAUGACCUCUUGCAGAAAUUCCUUGGAGUCACUAGUAGAUUUUUUGGCAUAAAAAAAUAAAUAAACCCUGCCUUUCUAAGGCAGAGAGUAAUGAAGUUAUCUUUUUUUUAAGUGUUCUCCUUAGUUCAGGAGGCUGUUUAUAAUAUCAAUUUUGUUAUCAUCUUGUUUUUAGCAUCCAGCUGGGUUUGUUAUCAAUGAUGCUUGCCAGGGUCAGUAUAAGAAGUAUGGAACAAACUGUAAGACUCUUGUCUGUAUGGCUGGCUUCUGGAGUAAGGCU